This is a messenger RNA of Prorocentrum cordatum, 1049 nucleotides long. NCBI's taxonomy places the organism in Eukaryota, Dinophyceae, Prorocentrales, Prorocentraceae. The record is from the annotation of a GenBank genome assembly.
AUGACCGAGGUGCGGAGGGUGCGGCGGAGGGCGCAGCCGCAGCGGCCCGUCGCUGGCACCUCGGGCAGCUGCGACAGCGGCGUGCGCUUCUACGCCGCGAGGAGCCGGGCCGCUAAGGAGUCGGCGAGCUGCUUCGCCAUCGCCGAGCGGCUCCACCAGUUCGCCGUCGUGGACGGCGCCCGCGCCGGCGGGGAGCCCAGCAGCCGGGAGGCGACGCAGAGGUGCGCGCAGUUCUGCGCUGGGCAGCUGUCACGGCUGGUCUCCUACGCCUUCGCCGAGCAGGCGCGGCAGGGCGCGCUGGGCUCCGAGGGUGCCGAGGCCGUGGCCGAGGCCGAGGCCAGCGGCGCGUUCGACGCCUGGGGCGGCGGGGCCGCCCAGGCGCCGGAGGUCACUCGGGCGGUCUCCGCGUGGGCGUCGGCGCUGCAGGACGGCUUCGCCCUCUGCGAGCAGAAGCGCGCUUCAGCAGUUCGCCUCGGAGCAGGAGGGCGGCUGCGGCGCCCUCCUGUGUGUCGUCGCGCGCAGCGGCGUCUACGUCGCCAGCGUGGGCCUCGGGCGGGCCGUGGUGGGCACAGAGGAGGAGGAGGGCAGCUCGAUCAUCUGCGACGAGGUCUCGAACCCGCACUGCGUCGGCAACGAUCCCGGCUGGGUCGGCGUCACGCCAGACGGCAUGGUGCUCCCCGAGCUGCCGGAGGGAGCUCAGACGCGGAUGCUGGGCGCUGCGGCUGCGAAGCGGACCAGCGCCUCACCGCGCAGCCCGACGUCGUGAGGCACGACCACGCCGACGCCCGGCGCUUCGUCAUCCUCGGCUCCCCGGGCGUGUGGACGCAGGGGCCGCGGCUGCCGCUGCAGUGGGCCGUGGAGGCCUACCGGAGCGGCAGGAGAGCCCGGCGGACGAGCUGGUGCGGAGGAGCGAGGGGGACACCGUGGCGCUCGUGCUCGUGCUGCCGCCCGGACUGGGCGGCGCGGGCGGUCCCCUGCCGCCGCACGGCGCCCUGGCGUGAGGGGCUCCGCUCGCGGGGGCGGCGCGGGCCGGUCGCCGCUGCUCAUCA